UGGGAGUCCCGCCACCGGUCCGGGAACCCGCAGAAGCACCGGAGCCGCUGCCGCCACUAUCGGCACUGCCGCCGUCCACCAUGGGUUCAGGUUCCCAUCUGCUGCUACCUCUGGUGCUUUGCCUGGGGCUUGGCGUACUGGCGCUUUCUGCGGGGUCCCCGGGCUUCCGCAAGCGAGGUCCCUCAGUGACGGCCAAGGUUUUCUUUGAUGUGAGGAUUGGAAACAAAGAUGUUGGUAGAAUCGUGAUUGGCCUCUUUGGGAAAGUUGUGCCCAAGACUGUGGAAAACUUUGUCGCUUUGGCAACAGGAGAGAAAGGAUAUGGAUAUAAAGGAAGCAUAUUUCAUCGCGUCAUCAAAGAUUUCAUGAUUCAAGGAGGAGACUUCACCAAUGGAGAUGGCACUGGCGGUGUAAGCAUUUACGGUGAGACCUUUCCAGACGAGAACUUCAAACUGAAGCAUUAUGGCAUUGGGUGGGUCAGCAUGGCCAACGCUGGGCCUGACACCAAUGGCUCUCAGUUCUUUAUCACCUUGACCAAACCCUCCUGGUUGGAUGGCAAACAUGUGGUAUUUGGAAAAGUCCUCGAUGGAAUGACAGUGGUCCACUCCAUAGAACUUCAGGCAACUGAUGGGCACGACCGUCCACUCACCGACUGUUCCAUCAUCAACAGCGGCAAGAUAGACGUGAAAACGCCCUUUGUGGUUGAGGUCCCCGACUGGUGACGCAAGCAGCAGCAAACAAGGAAAAUACUCGACGUGUGUGUGUGUGUGUGUGUGUGUGUGUGUGUGUGUGUGUGUGUGGUCUGAUUCUUCAAAGUUACUGUUUUGCAUUGUCUUUUUACUUUCUUCUAUUUUCCACUCCAGAUCACAGGAGAGUUUCAGCCAAAGUUUACUUUGCAUGACUUUUGGUAAAUCACAUGUUUAGUGGCUUUGUCCUUAAAAGACAUAGGUCCUUCCUUCAGCGGUGCUGUUUUUAAACGAGAAAACUUUGUGUCAGCUAUUUUCUUUUGAAGAACACCAUCAUUAUUUCUUGAAUUAAUUGUGAUCCCCAAGCUAAGUGAUCCUGAACUCGUUAGGAAAAUAUGGAGACAUGAAGUUUAUUAUUUUGUAUUUAAACAGAACUUCUCUUUAGGUAAAGGGAGAUUUGAUUAGUAUAAUCUGAUCUAUGUCGUAGGGACCUUUGCCUGAUGAAAGGUGCUUUGAUGUUCUCUAUAUUAAAUACUUUUUAUAUAAACUAAGUCUUUUUGCAAGACUUUUUUAAAUUUAAAAUUCUUUUAAAAAUUAACAUACAAAAAUAUACACACUCUAAUGUUAAGAAUAAACAGCUUAGAGAGGGUUCUAAAUCAAAGUAACUAACACA
Pteronotus mesoamericanus is the source of this 1356-nucleotide messenger RNA. It is a transcript of the gene PPIC, whose product is annotated as peptidylprolyl isomerase C. Gene Ontology annotation, biological process: protein folding; protein peptidyl-prolyl isomerization. The transcript is spliced from 5 exons. Bases 81 to 719 code for a protein of 212 amino acids. The record is from RefSeq and is a predicted model, not a curated record. Gene Ontology annotation, molecular function: peptidyl-prolyl cis-trans isomerase activity. NCBI's taxonomy places the organism in Eukaryota, Metazoa, Chordata, Mammalia, Chiroptera, Mormoopidae.